CGCACACAACACUCCCGCGGUCCCGCCAGGCUCCGGCGACUGGGCCCUUCUGUGAAAACCAUCCAUCCUGUGGUCGCCCAAACCUUCCUGGUUUGUGCUCUGGCUCCCAAGAACCCUGCUGGCAGGGGAGCUCUACUGGACAGGAGUCUCCCACAGCCCCGCAGCGCACCUCCACCAUGGAAACCCGGCAGAAACAGUGGCUGGAAAUAAUAGGCGCCUAUCAGUUGGUGCUCUCUUUCCUCUUCAUGGGCACCUUUUUCUCCCUUCUCCUCCUCUUCCUGCUCUUCACGCCACUCUGGUCUCUCUCUGUUCUCUACUUCGUAUGGUUCUUCCUGGACUGGGACACUCCCAACCAAGGUGGAAGGCGCUUCGAGUUCAUGAGGAACUGGAGUAUUUGGAAACAGCUAAGGGAUUACUAUCCGGUCAAGCUGGUGAAAACAGCAGAGCUGCCCCCUGACCGGAAAUAUGUGCUGGCUGCUCACCCACAUGGAAUCAUGAGCAUGGGAGUCUUAUGUAAUUUCGGCUCCGAGGCCAACGACUUCUCCAAGCACUUCCCUGGGAUUCGUGCUGUGAUGGCAGGGCUACACAUCCUCUUCUACUUCCCAGUCUAUCGAGACUAUGCCAUGUCCUUCGGAGCAUGUUCUGUGAACCAGAGGAGCCUGGACUUUGUUCUCUCUCAGCCCCCGAGUGGGCAGGCUGUGGUCAUCAUGGUUGGGGGCGCGCAGGAAGCCCUGUAUGCAAUCCCAGGGGAGCACCACCUCGUUCUGCGGAAUCGCAAAGGCUUCGUACGCCUGGCACUGAGGCACGGUGCCUCCCUGGUACCCGUGUACUCCUUUGGAGAGAACGACAUCUUCCAUUUGAAGGUUUUUGCCCCCAACACCUGGCAAUACCUGUGCCAGAUGACCUUCAAGAAGCUCACAGGCUACAGUCCCUGCAUCUUCUGGGGCCGCGGACUCUUCUCGGCCGACUCCUGGGGCCUGCUGCCCUUUGCCAGGCCCAUCACCACCGUGGUGGGCCGCCCCAUUCCGGUGCCCCAGAGCCUCCACCCCAGCGAGGAGGAGGUGGACCACUAUCACACGCUCUACAUGCAGGCUCUGGAGAAGCUGUUUGAGGAGCACAAGGAAAGCUGUGGGGUCCCUGUCUCGACUCACCUCACCUUUAUGUAGCCAUGGCCUGGCCAUCUACCCCCAGCCCGGAGUCCCCCCCACCCUGGAGCCCCAGGACACUGGGACCUCCCCCUAAGGAUGACUAUACUGCCUCAAUAAAAGCUCCUUCUCUCCCA
Messenger RNA from Hyaena hyaena (striped hyena), 1282 nucleotides. Its product is annotated as 2-acylglycerol O-acyltransferase 3-like. Gene Ontology annotation, biological process: triglyceride biosynthetic process. Gene Ontology annotation, cellular component: endoplasmic reticulum membrane. The coding region runs from base 177 to 1166 and encodes 329 amino acids. The record is from RefSeq and is a predicted model, not a curated record. Gene Ontology annotation, molecular function: diacylglycerol O-acyltransferase activity. Lineage: Eukaryota; Metazoa; Chordata; Mammalia; Carnivora; Hyaenidae. The transcript is spliced from 7 exons.